Messenger RNA from Mobula hypostoma (lesser devil ray), 4420 nucleotides. RefSeq names its product kelch-like family member 13 (gene klhl13). The record is from RefSeq and is a predicted model, not a curated record. Lineage: Eukaryota; Metazoa; Chordata; Chondrichthyes; Myliobatiformes; Myliobatidae. Gene Ontology annotation, cellular component: Cul3-RING ubiquitin ligase complex. The transcript has 7 exons. Gene Ontology annotation, molecular function: cullin family protein binding; ubiquitin-protein transferase activity. The coding region runs from base 528 to 2477 and encodes 649 amino acids. Gene Ontology annotation, biological process: regulation of cytokinesis; protein ubiquitination.
UAUGAUGCUGAGUGUUUUCAUUCAGAAUUCGCCAGCCUUUGGAACACAACAGACCAUGGAACAGCAGAAUGGUCCCAGGUGGCCACCUGCUUGACCAACUGCUCCGCCACAACUUCAAGUGCUCGAUGAGCUAUUCAAGAGCCGUUGAAUCAGAUCGUUAGCAGCACUGCUGAUUGUGACUGCUGGAACAUACUGCAAGCAAUCCAUGUUCCCUGCAGAAGAGACAGAAUGAGAGCUAUAUCAUACAGCAUGUUGUAAAAUACUCGGGUGUUUGAGGAUGAUGCUCAGCAAGCGAUAAGGAAAAAUAAAAUCAAACUGAACAGAUACUAGCCGACAUCCAGGAAAUUGGAUCAGUUCUGUUUUUUUGAUAUCUUGGACGCUACAUUAUGGCUGUGUGAUGGACUAUUAGAAUGAGGAAAGGCUUUUUAUCACAAUAGCAUUGAUGCUAUGUUUGGAUGGAGCUUUCACGGGAGAAAAUCAGGCUGCUGAAUUUGUUCCCUGAUGUCUAUUAACAGUGGCCCAGGGCUAUGCUGAAAUUUAUAUCCUAUUUGUAUUGUUGCAGUCCAAAAGAAGAAUUUACAGAGGAUGACAAGUGUAUUCUGAGUAGAUCUCUAGUCGAAGAGGAGGAUCCUCAUCUAAAAGUGUCUUUGGCAAGUGGAGACAUGGGUGUGACAACCCAUUUGCAGUCUUCAAAGACGGGCAAUACUCGCUUCUUCACGAGCAAUACCCAUAGUUCUGCAGUGCUACAGGGAUUUGACCAACUCCGAAUUGAAGGUUUACUCUGCGAUGUUACCUUGGUGCCAGGGGACGGUGAUGAAGUAUUUCCAGUCCAUAGAGCAAUGAUGGCCUCCGCCAGUGACUAUUUUAAGGCAAUGUUCACAGGUGGAAUGAAAGAGCAGGACUUGAUGUGCAUUAAACUUCAUGGAGUAAAUCAGAUAGGGCUCAAGAAAAUCAUUGAUUUUAUUUAUACUGCAAAACUCUCCCUGAACAUGGACAACCUCCAAGAUACUUUGGAAGCAGCUAGCUUUCUGCAGAUUUUGCCUGUCUUGGAUUUCUGUAAAGUAUUCCUUAUAUCAGGGGUAUCACUUGAAAAUUGUGUAGAAGUUGGAAGAAUCGCCAAUACCUAUAACUUGACAGAAGUAGAUAAAUAUGUAAAUAACUUCAUUUUGAAGAAUUUCCCAGCACUGCUGAGUACUGGUGAAUUUAUGAAACUUCCAUUUGAGCGACUUGCCUUUGUGCUUUCAAGCAACAGCCUCAAAAAUUGCACUGAACUUGAACUUUUCAAGUCUGCCUGCCGUUGGUUGAGAUAUGAGGACACACGGAUGGAUUUUGCCUCAAAGAUAAUGAAGAAUGUUAGGUUUCCGCUAAUGUCACCACAGGAGUUAAUUAAUCAUGUUCAAACAGUGGAUUUCAUGAGAACAGACAACAUUUGUGUCAAUCUAUUAUUGGAAGCCAGUAACUAUCAGAUGAUGCCAUACAUGCAACCUGUUAUGCAGUCUGAGAGAACCUGUAUCCGUUCAGAUAACACACACUUAGUAACCUUGGGUGGAGUACUGAGACAACAGCUGGUUGUGAGCAAAGAGCUAAGAUUGUAUGAUGAAAAGGCCCAUGAAUGGAAAUCAUUAGCUCCUAUGGAUGCACCAAGAUACCAGCAUGGCAUUGCAGUGAUCGGAAACUUCCUUUACGUUGUAGGUGGGCAGAGCAAUUAUGAUACAAAAGGAAAGACCGCAGUUGACACUGUUUUCAGAUAUGACCCUCGGUACAACAAAUGGAUGCAAGUAGCAUCUUUAAAUGAAAAGCGUACUUUCUUCCACCUAAGUGCUCUGAAAGGACACCUUUACGCAGUCGGUGGUAGAAAUGCAGCUGGAGAAUUGGCCACUGUGGAAUGCUACAAUCCAAGAACCAAUGAAUGGAAUUAUGUGGCCAAAAUGAAUGAACCUCAUUAUGGACAUGCUGGGACUGUUUAUGGCAGCUACAUGUAUAUUUCAGGAGGGAUUACCCAUGAUACCUUUCAAAAAGAACUCAUGUGCUUUGAUCCUGACACGGACAAAUGGACUCAGAAAGCUCCCAUGACCACUGUUCGGGGAUUGCAUUGCAUGUGCACAGUUGGAGAUCGACUGUACGUCAUUGGGGGGAAUCACUUCAGAGGAACCAGCGAUUACGACGAUGUCUUAAGCUGCGAGUUCUACACCCCUGCCUUAGACCACUGGACCCCGAUUGCAGCCAUGUUGCGAGGGCAAAGUGACGUAGGUGUGGCAGUCUUUGAAAACAAGAUCUACGUGGUGGGAGGCUAUUCUUGGAACAACCGCUGCAUGGUGGAGAUAGUUCAGAAGUACGAUCCUGAGAAGGAUGAAUGGCAGAAGGUCUUUGAUCUCCCUGAGUCGUUGGGAGGAAUCAGAGCAUGCACUCUUACAGUCUUUCCACCGGAUGAGAAUACUGGGUCACCUUCCCGAGAAUCACCUCUAUCUGCACCAUAGAAAAAGGACACAACUGCUCUAAUGUCAGCUUUUACAAAGAACUUAUUUGCACUGCAUCAUAAUUAAUAUCAAAGAUUUUCUGCCUAUUUUGCUCAGUAGUAACUAUCGUAGGCAGUGACCUGAGUAUAAUUACAGAAACAGUAGAUCGAGUUAUUUGUGCAGUACUGUCGGCAUCAGUUGUCUGCCGGUUACAGGAGAGACAUAACAAAAUAUAUAUGUCCAGGACUGAACUCUGUCUGAAAUGUUCAAUGAUAUAACUGUUAUACAGUGUGUUCAUUUUCCCUUAGAGAGUUCCAUUACAGAGGGUCUUCCUCUGUGAUUCAUUUAAAAUAGUCAAUUAAUUAACCUGUACAUGCAUAUUCAUCACCAUGGGGUUCAAAACUUGAGAACUAAUUUAAUACAGUACAUAUAGAUGUGGGAAGAAACCCCCUCAUAUGGCUGUUUCCCAUUAAAAUGCUGACUUUAAUUAAUCAGUUGCCCCACCUAUUUGAAGUUGCUGAGCAAAAUUCAAUCUUUCUGGUAUCUUCAGUUGAACAUAACUCUGACCGUCUGGAUUCUAGUGUGCAGUAUUUAUGCUACCAUCAUUUCACCUGCUGAAUUUGAAGAGUGGCCCAGCUUAAUUUAACCCUGGUCAGCUCCAGCCUACUCCUCGUUUGCUGUACAGGCCACUAACCUGCUGCGCCUGUACACCUUGUUUGAUGAAGUUAUUUAACCCACUUUGUGGUAACAAUAGGAGAGCUGCUGCAGCUCAGUCAACAUGAACUAUGAUGCUCAACAUUUUUUUCUUCAAUAAAAGUUUAAUUGAAUUCAUCAGGUCAUCAUACUGUAUAAAUUGCAUCCUUUUCAGAACAACUUAUGUUUGCCUCUUUUGUCUUUAAAGUCAUUGUCUGUUUUUUAAUGUUCUGACAGCAUAAACAGGAAGUGAGAAAAGUGAUGCACUACAGUCAGAAUGCUGAAGGAAUUAAUGUUUUGCAUUGAGAUGCUUCAUACAAGUUCCUGUAUUCUUUUGGUCAUAAAAUACUUACAUUUUAUUUUUGUUAAGGUUGGAGUAGUAUUACAUGAACACAGUAAGUUGGUAUGUAUUGUGCUUUCAUUUUUAAUGAGCGUAUGGGUGGAUCUUCAAAUCUUCCCAUUUUUAUUUUGAUUUGCUGUACUAACCAGAUGAGCUCUGAACCAAGCUUAAAGAAAUGCCCACGACAUAGAUCAUUGGCCUCACUGGCAGAACACUGAUUGUCCUAGUAGGUUAUCGCAAGCAGAGAAAUGCUGUAAAGCUUUUUAAAACCAAAUUAAGCACCAGUAUUCUAAGCAUUCAUCCAGCUACUCUGUUCUGUAAGGGGAUCCCCAUGAGUCUGAAAGUUCACCAGAUGCCAAAGGUAUCUUCUCUGUGUUGGUAUUUUCAAGGUAUCUCUGAAACUAUGUGAAUUUUUGCAAGUAACCCACAAGAGUACAAUAAUGUUCACAAUAGUCUUCUAAUAUCUGUAGUAAUCUCUGGAUACACUUCAAAAUUUGUAAGGAGUUCACAUGGAGAUAAACCAUUUAAAACAAGACUCAGAAUGACAUGAUUUCUAGGGCUAAGAUCUGUGAACUUUGGGGUCACCUGGUUUAAUAGCUUCUCUCUAAGCCUGGAUGAGAAUGCAACACCGACGACUAUAAGUGGCCCAAUGAUACACAUAUAUAUACUUUAAAGGUGGUUUCAGUACUUUAAAGAUUGCUCCCAAAAGAAAAAUAAACUAGAUAUUUUAGUAUCGUUCAUGCAGCUUACCAUUUGCCCAAGAGAAGUAUAACUUUUUCGUCUACAGUACUGUGCAAAAGUCUUCGGCAUAUGUAAAAAGAAAUCUCUAAAGUGAAGAUGCUUUCAAAAACCAUGAAAUGAAAAGCUUCUAAAUAUUAAAAAAUUACUAAACAGCUAAAAACUAUAUCAAAUCUCCCUUUGCCUUUAAAGC